AGCUCGUUACCAGCUCUUAGUAAACAGUCUGUCAGAAAGCCGCUUCCUGGAGACACAGGCUAGUUUCAGCCGUCUUUUAGUCGACGCCUGACUUUACUCUGUCCGUUUGAAGUCAUGCUAAAGGAGGAGUUGGUGUUGAGGACUUGUUGAUGGCGGAGACGCGUUGAUCUUUGGGUUGAGACAGGAGGCGCGCGCCUUUUUCCCGCCUCACAGCGCGACACACACACACACACAAACGCACAGUGCGUUCCGGGUUGGACGACAAAACACACCGAGGAGGCUUUAAAGAAGAAACAUUUUUCCGAAAGGCGUUUCUAGUUUCUUUUUGUUGUUGUUGGUGGUGUUGUCUGGGGUGUGUGUGUUUGUGUGGGUGUUACACAGGGCGGUCGUUUUCCGUUGCAUUUUACUGACAUGCGUGCGGAAUGCCACGCGCGCGCCAUCAAUUGCAAAGGCAACAUUACGCACCGUUCUUGAAUCUCCUGGCGACUUCAUGAAAUCAUGAAUGCAUGGACAGCGUGCUCUGAAGAGAUUCCCAAAAGCAGUGAUCGCUAUUCCUCUGCUCAAACUUGUCUCUGCGUGUCACCGUCACACCUGUCACAGCGCCUCGCCACAACGCUCUGGAUGCGAUCAGGGGGACUGAAAUCUGUUCAGAAAAGUGCUGGGAGCAGAGACGCGCAGGUCGCACAGCUCCACCUUAGGAGAAGGUGGACAUCCAUUUCUCCUGCGCAAAUCGGAAACAGGCGGUUUUGCGUGGACGCGUCUGUGCAUGGCGCUGACUAACCGGAGCUGAUUAAAAAGCGCGAGAAAAAGGGAAGAGGAAAGUUCCGGAUACAUCACACACACACACUCUCUCUCUCUCUCUCUCUCUCUCUCUCUCUCUCUCUCACACACACACACACAUACGCACACGCACACACACGCAUAUACACUUGUGUGGGUAAAGCCAGCCGCGUAUGCUUACGGAACCGGACUACUAACACAAUAAACGCAUUUCGCGGGGAAAAAAGACCCCAAAAUGAAAUUAUGCAGGUACGCGUGAGCGGCGAAGAUGGACUUUGGAAGGAUCUGAGCUGCUAGUACUUGAAUUAUGUCAACACGGUGUAUUAAAUCCGUAUUUGUCUUUUGGGAACAUUGCUGAAUAACAGGCUAUAAACUGAUCUAUCGGAGCGAGAGCGAGGGCAGCGCGUGCGGCCGUGACUAUGGGACAGUGAUAGAAGGCGCGCGUCGUCUGUGCUGCGUUCAAGAAGAGUUGUGCAGUUUUUGUGAGACAUGGCAGCGGCGAUUGCGAGCGGCUUGAUCCGGCAAAAGCGGCAGGCGCGGGAGCAGCAUUUAGACCGACCCUCCACUAACCGAAGGAGGAAGAGCCCGAACAAGAACAAAGGUCUUUGCAACGGCAACCUUGUCGACAUCUUCGCCAAAGUACGAAUCUUCGGCCUCAGGAAGCGGAGACUACGGCGUCAAGAUCCCCAGCUCAAGGGUAUAGUGACCAGGUUAUAUUGCAGGCAGGGAUACUACUUGCAAAUGAACGCAGAUGGAUCUCUUGAUGGGACCAAGGAUGACAGCAGUAAUUCUUCGUUGUUCAAUCUCAUCCCUGUGGGCCUCCGAGUUGUUGCUAUUCAGUCCGUGAAGACAGGGUUAUACAUCGCCAUGAAUGGAGAAGGCCAUCUGUACACAUCAGAACUCUUUACAGCCGAAUGCAAGUUCAAAGAGUCAGUGUUUGAGAACUACUAUGUGAUCUACUCGUCCAUGUUGUACAGGCAGCAGGAGUCAGGGAGAGCCUGGUUUCUGGGUCUCAAUAAAGAAGGCCAGGCAAUGAAGGGCAACCGAGUGAAGAAAACCAAACCAGCUGCUCACUUCCUGCCCAAGCCAUUAGAAGUCGCAAUGUACCGAGAGCCAUCAUUGCACGAUGUGGGAGAGACCGUACCCAAAGCUGCAUCUGCACCUCCCGCUAAAAGCACAAGCGAGCCGGCCGUGAUGAACGGAGGCAAGCCCGUCAGCAAGGAGGCUAGCAAGCCCAGCACAUAGCCCAGCCUCGGCUCACAGAGAGAACCAUGCUCUCCUUCUCUCUUGUUCGGAUCUGGCCCAGACGAGCCCCUCUCCUCCUCUCCUCCUUUUUCUGCUCUCCUCUGACUUUCUCCAUCCACUUGGCAAAUCGAUUGCAGAAGUGUGGCCAAGCGUAGCGACGAGGAGGAUUCGACUGGAUGAAUCAGCUCAACCCGCACCAUGGAAUGCCCCAGCAGAUAUGGAAUGCCUUUAACCCCCUACUCAAUCCCUCCAUCCCUCCAUCUACACCUCCCUCCCUCCACGCCACCCCACCCCUUCCUCCACCACCCUGCCUGCACAUACAAUAACACGACCCAUUUUUCUGUGACUGUGACAAUCCUUCGAGAGUAAGAACGAAGAGCGGAACGGCGGCCGUGAGCGAGUUGAGUGGCGGCCAUCUUUGUCCUGCUGAUGGUCACCCGUGACUACUAUUUUUUGAGCCCUGUAACAGAAGCGUCUAAUUCAGAUCUAUUUUCUAUACACAGUGAACACCAGCUAUGCUCUGGGGAAGUAAACUACUGACUGACUUGCAAGAAAACAGGACUGUUGUCCUCGAAUUUUUUUAUAGAGUUUCUUCCUGUGUCUCCUGCUCAGUCCUUGCUUUCUCUCUCUUUUGCUUUCUCUUUCAUUGGUCAAACUCGCACUCUUUUCUCUUUGUCCAGUGCUAGAGAAAACCUUUGCAGGGGCUACGUGUGGUUUUUUUCUAACAACCCUGACAUCCAUCUAUGUGAACACAUCCAGUACGCACACACACACCCCCAACCACCCAUACACACUCACACACAUACACACACACACAGUUACUCAUGUAGGACUGAGGUGCCAGUGGCGGCUCCCUUACAGGAAGUAAUUCAGGAGGGCUGGAGUCACCACAGAGCCUAUAGAAAUACAAAUUAGCUUUUCUCUUUCUUGAUUGAUUGUGUAGAAAGAGACACUGGAAGCUGAUUAUUUACUUAGGGAUAUUACCCUCAAAUCCAUAAACACACAUUGCCCUCCUGCACUCAGAGCAUGGACCUGAAUGCAUGGAGGUGCCUGAUACAAAUAUAGUAUGUGUUCACAUAUCUCAUAUCUUCACCAAGCCGGCAUAUAGAGGAAGCCAAAUUCUAUUUUUCUUUACUGAUAGCUUAGAGCACAAGCUCUAGGAACAUGUAUAGGCCUUGUAGGCCUCAGGUCAAGGCACUCCCCUUGUGCUGAACUUUCAGCCAAUCCUGGUGUUCACUUAACGGGCCUUUUUGUUCCGCAAAAGCAUGGGCAAGGUUAGUAUUGUGUUCUAUUCAUGACGUAUGAUGCAAAUCAAGAAAUGGCUUCACUGUAUGACAAAAAAAAAAUGAAAAAGCUUUAAAAAUAGACGUUUAAUAAUAAUAAUGACUAGCUAUCAUAAUUAAAUAUGGAGAGUUUUUUUCCUAGCUCAGCAUGCAGAGUCCAGUACUGCUCAUAUUGGCCUAUUGUGUGCCUGUGAUGACCUCUAACCCAGCAUGCAAAAACAUGUACCCAGUCUGUGCUGGGUUAAAGGUGCCUCAUGCCCCCAAGAAACACACACACACACACACUCACACACACACAGAGUGGCUUAGUAAAUCUAUAAACACUCGUCUCACUUCCUAUUCUUUUGUAAUGAUCUUGAUUGUGAAUUUUACCAAAGUUUAUCAAUCCAUCCGAGAAUCCAGAGCCACCGAAUGCAGUAACAUGCAGAGGGCAGCACUAAAACCUCACCCACUCUGUCCAGUUUUGCUUCUUUGCUCACUGUGACAAAUAUUCACCCUCACAACAGAAUGAACUUUGCCUUUUUGAGUAAAUCCUGGAUGGGUGGGAUUGUAGUCAUUUGAGUAUACAGUUCAUCGGAUUAAACACGUGGGGUACCUAUCAGUUAAUCACCUGCAUGCUUUUCCUUAAGGACCAAAAAAAAAUGGGAAAGGUACAAUGGAUCAUUAGACUGUUUAGGUCAGCACUGAAUUGAAUGGGCAUGUUAUUCAAACGUUCUUCUCAUCCUACUUUCUCUGAAUUGAAAUCAUAGCACUUUCAAUUCGUUAUUGAAAGUUAUCAUUUACUCACGACUUUUAGCGAAACGAUCAAGGAUCUUCUGAAUCUCUGAUCAGAUUUGAUAUUAAGCCUGUCUUGCUUUAAUAACUCUCAUAUAGUUUAAUGAUUACGAUUUAGAAUGUUAUUAUGUAGACUGAAGCUGGGCUGCUAAAUUGCAAAUAUAUCCAAGGCUUCAUUUGAAGACCUGUAUUUUCUGGAAUUUACUGGGAUUAUGAGCUACUUUCUAUAUUAGGAUGUAUCGAAGCACAUUAGUUCGACUUACAUAUUUGUACAAAGCUGUGUUGCUAGAAUGACAUGCAGUGCCGUAGACAAAGGGAGUAUAAAGCGUAAUGAAUGAUUCGAGUUGAGAGCUGCUGUCCCGCUUCCACGACCUUCACAACACACACACACUGAUCAUUCUCUCAGAUGAACUCUACAUGCUGGGCUAAGUUGCCCUUCAAACCAGUUGACUAGUCCUAAAAAGGAUGAAUUUAUUUUUGUAAAUGACUGGUGAGUAAAUGUACAUCUGUUUGUCAGUCUGUUUGGUUUCUCCUCCUUCUCUCUCUCUCUCUCUCUCUCUCUCUCUCUCUCUCUCUCUCUCCUGUGUUCUUUUUCAUAAUGCAGGUGAUGUAUGAUGAUGUCUUUUCAUCCUAAGAACACAUAACCUGUUUAUUCAUUCUUUUCUUUCUCCUUGUUCAUAUAUUUUUUCCGUGAAGUCCUUGUCAUUUGUCAUCUGUUCUUGGGUUCCAGUCAUUAGUGUGACCAUGACUUCAUCUUUUGCAUGGGAAGAGGAUGGCAUUUAAGAAAUGCAUGUUGUAGGCUAUGUGUAUCAAGAAAUGUUGGUAUGUACUGCUAAUUUUACAUAUAUGCAAAGAGUUUGUCUGCACUGUACAGUUUGUGUUUGUUGUAUACACAGAUACAACAUAUUGAAUAAAAUAUUUAUAUAAAGGUGUACUGUAACGUCACUAAGAACCUUAAUGCAAUAUUCUGUGCAGUAUAUUACUGCACUCAGCCUUUUUUGAUGAUCAAACUGUUGGCUAAUAGUGAACAUUGUGGGUCUUAAUUCCCUUAUUUUCAUACUUCCUGGUCUAUUGUCCUAUAAUAUAUAAUGUGUGAACAUGCCAGCAUGGGCAUUUCUCUCUAAAUGACCUGUCUACACAUUACACACCAUUUCUAAGUGUAAAAUGAAUAUAUUUAACAGAGUUAUGGCAUUUUAUUGUCAAAGUGGUUUAUUGCAGAGCUUUAUACAAUUGCAGACAUGCUGUUUUCUUACUUAUUCUCCUAGCAACAUUUCACCGUCACUUGUUUUUCAGGGUUUUCAGUAACACUUCAGUAUAGGAGGACACAUAUUACACAGGAAAUAUUACACAGCUGAAUAUGUAUAGAGAUGAAUAGAGGAGUUAUUUGGCAACCUUAACACCUAGUGCUUUAUUUCAUCUUCUCACAUUUUGUAGCUUUUACUGCAGAUCACAAGGACUCGACUAAAUUUGGUGAAAGUCCAGCUACAGAAACAUUUUUUGCUUGAAAAGUGACUGGAUGGUGUCAGCGCUUAAUGAUUAGUUCAUGAAUAAGAAAUAAGACACGUCAGUUUGAAGUGCUUGCAUAGCGCAUAGCAGUGCUUCACGUUACCGCUUUUGACUUUUUUGGCAUUUUGAACCUGAAACUGUUUUUAACACACCACAUCGUCACUUCAUUGAUCGAUCCAAAGAGGACAUAAAAUAAAAAUCAAGCAACCAAGCCCCCCCAGUUCUAAGUAAGCUACCUAAAUGCAUGCAUCUAGCUUCUGAGUGCUCAGACUGAUCGGUGGAAAUACUUCACUGGGCCUGGCAACCUCUUCCAUAGCCAUCUUCUCCUUAAAGACUACUGCUAUGAAUUAAUAUCUUACAUUUAACCUCCUAUAUUGAAGUGUUAUUAUGAUACAAUAUAAAUUUGAACCACAUUUCAUGGUGUAAUUGUAGUAUCACUCACCUGAGUGCAGGGUUAACCUUGUUUUCAUCCAUUAAACCCUUUUGAUUGAGGCAGAACUGUAACAAGCUCAUAUACACUCAGACGAUGCUCUGACAAAGAAUCACAUCAGUAAUAAAACACACUGUUUGGAUCCUGCCCA
Molecule: messenger RNA, 6169 nt
Organism: Hemibagrus wyckioides
Lineage: Eukaryota; Metazoa; Chordata; Actinopteri; Siluriformes; Bagridae
Gene: fgf14
Product: fibroblast growth factor 14
Exons: 5
Coding region: 1270-2025 (251 amino acids)
Biological process (GO): regulation of cell migration; positive regulation of protein phosphorylation; positive regulation of cell population proliferation
Cellular component (GO): cytoplasm
Molecular function (GO): fibroblast growth factor receptor binding; growth factor activity
Source: RefSeq, a predicted model, not a curated record